Messenger RNA from Ornithodoros turicata, 760 nucleotides. RefSeq lists its product as uncharacterized. The coding region runs from base 116 to 760 and encodes 214 amino acids. Lineage: Eukaryota; Metazoa; Arthropoda; Arachnida; Ixodida; Argasidae. The record is from RefSeq and is a predicted model, not a curated record. The transcript is spliced from 5 exons.
UUCGCCGGCAGUGACGUAGCGAGCCAGUUCAUCCCACGUGACUCAGUACUUCCGGUUCGAGAUUUGGCAAUGCGCAUGUAUCGCGUCUGUGUUCAUCUCGUUCCCUUGUCUCACUAUGGUCGGAUGUUCUGCAUACGGGUGCUCUAACUCGUCUGUCAAGGGACAUAAAAUGUUUCGGGUUCCAUGGGAGAAAGCAAGACGAAUGCGCUGGGCUGUAGCCAUAAACCGAAAAAAAGCCGGCGGCCGUCUGUGGAUGCCUGGUGUAGGCGCGCGCAUCUGUGAGAUGCACUUCGUGACAAGGAUGCGAAGCGAUGAUCCGUCGCAUGUGGAUUACGUGCCAUCAGUGUUCCGACACGAUAGAGAGUCCGAGACCCGGGCUGAACGAAAAGCUAAGCGUUAUGAACGCCACAUGCGCAUAAUGCAUAAGCGAGAAGCUGCAGCUGCUCAGCAGCAUCCCAGGCUCGAUGGGGAAGCCGAAGUAGGGAUUCUGGGCACUGAUUAUGGCAAUACUGCAUGUACCGACGAUACCAGUAUCGACGAUAACAUGGGCGACAUCGCAUUGACUCAGGCUAAAGCUGUCCAGACAGACGCACUCGCCUUGUGUGCAAGUUGUUCCUGCUUGCAAGAAGAGAACGAGGUACUGCGGGGGACAGUCAGUACUCUACAGGAGAGAGUUGCAACUCUAACUAGGAAAUUGAAUGCACAGUUUGAUGUAGAGCACAUGAAUGAUGAUCAAGCAUUGUUCUACACAGGUGAGUGA